CUUGAUCAUUGUGUUUGGAGGCAACCUCUCACAACCUCAUUUCGCUUUCUUUAUUUCAUUAAGAAAUUUCAAAGGAAGCUUAACAGUUGCUUUAACGCGGACGGUAGUGCUUGUUGUUCUUGGUCGUGUUUUUUUUUAUUGAUACAUAGUGCCAAAUUGUAUGAUUGAAUUACGACAUUCAAAAAAAAAAAAAAAAUAGAAAAUAAUAAAACAAGAAUAAAAAGUGUUAUAUCAGAAAGCGACGAAGGAAAAAAAAACAAAGAUUUAUUAAAUCGAAAAACUUAAAUAAAGUGAUAACCAUUUAAAACUAAAAUAAAGUGAUGAAAGAACAAUAGAAGUUGUAAUCUACGAUGGAAUUAAACAAAGUAACAAUUGAUGGAGCUCAACCUGUCACUAAAGCCACCAACUCCAAGCGAAACGAUAUCAAUGGGAAAAAUGAUGAUGCCAACACUAAGGAGACUGCCCAACUUCUAUAUGGCAUUAAUGACAACCCGCCCUGGUACUUGAGUAUAUUUUUGGCAUUUCAACAUUAUUUGACAAUGAUUGGGGCCAUUGUCUCAAUACCCUUCAUAUUGACACCGGCUCUCUGUAUGUCCGAUGAGGAUCCAAAUCGUGGCAUUAUCAUAUCCACCAUGAUCUUUGUAACCGGCAUAGUGACCUAUUUUCAGGCCACCUGGGGUGUACGAUUACCAAUCGUGCAGGGUGGGACGAUAUCAUUUUUGGUACCCACCUUAGCCAUAUUGGCAUUGCCCCAAUGGAAAUGUCCGCCUGAAGCGGAAAUUAAUGCCAUGGACCAAGACCAACGUGAGGAAUUGUGGCAAAUACGAAUGCGUGAGUUAUCGGGAGCCAUUGCCGUCUCGGCCAUGUUUCAAGUUAUUCUAGGCUAUACCGGUUUGGUGGGGAAAAUUUUACGCUUUGUAACUCCAUUGACCAUAGUGCCUACGGUAUCGCUGGUGGGUCUUACCCUAUUCGAGCAUGCAGCUGAAACAGCAUCAAAGCAUUGGGGCAUUGCUGUGGGAACCACGGCUAUGCUUACUCUAUUCUCACAAAUAAUUUCGAAUGUGGCAAUACCUAUGCCCUCUUAUCGUAAAGGACAUGGCAUAGAAUUUCGACCAUUUUUGUUGUUUCGUCUAUUUCCGGUCCUUUUAACAAUUAUGAUUAUGUGGGGUCUCUGUGGUAUCCUUACACUAACAGAUGUUUUCGAAGAAGGCCAUCCCUCAAGAACUGAUGCUCGCUUAAAAGUUUUAACAAAUGCCAAAUGGUUUUAUGUACCAUAUCCGGGACAAUUUGGUCUACCUUCGGUUACAUUGUCUGGUGUACUUGGUAUGUUAGCCGGAGUUUUAGCAUGUACGGUGGAGUCUUUGAGCUAUUAUCCCACAGUAUCUCAAAUGUCAGGAGCACAAUCACCUCCUCUACAUGCCAUAAACCGUGGCAUUGGAACAGAAGGCUUGGGAACCGUAUUGGCUGGCCUUUGGGGUGCUGGAAAUGGUACAAACACAUUUGGUGAAAAUGUUGGUGCCAUAGGCGUUACAAAGAUUGGUUCUCGACGUGUCAUCCAAUGGGCUGCCUUUAUAAUGAUACUUCAAGGAGUAAUUGGAAAAUUCGGUGCCGUUUUCAUUCUCAUCCCUGAUUCAGUAGUUGGAGGAAUAUUCUGUGUUAUGUUUGGCAUGAUUGUGGCCUUCGGACUGUCCACAUUGCAGUAUGUGGACUUGCGUUCAGCCAGAAAUCUUUACAUUUUGGGUCUGUCAAUAUUUUUCCCCAUGGUUUUGUGCAAAUGGAUACAAGAACAUCCCACGGCCAUACAAACUGGUAAUGAAACAGUUGAUUCGACAUUGACAGUUCUGUUGGGCACUACAAUUUUGGUGGGAGGUCUUUUGGGCUGUUUUCUGGAUAAUGUAAUACCAGGUACCCCCAAAGAACGAGGUCUGGUGGACUGGGCCAAUGAGAUGCCUCUUGGAGAUGAUAAUAUCAAUGAUGGAACAGCGACUGAUUUUGAUUUCCCCUAUGGCAUGGAAACAUUGCGAAAAUGGAAGUGGACCUAUUAUGUACCAUUUUUGCCAACUUAUAAGCUACAGAAACAAAGUUGAUUUUUUGUUUUUUAUUUAUGUGCUUGCAUUUCAAUGUAAUUGUUGUAAAUCAUAGCUUUUGUUUUUUAUAGUACGUUGGUUUCAUUUUAAUUUUAUUCAAAUACACCAAGUCAAUCAAU
This is a messenger RNA of Stomoxys calcitrans (stable fly), 2206 nucleotides long. Its product is annotated as solute carrier family 23 member 1. NCBI's taxonomy places the organism in Eukaryota, Metazoa, Arthropoda, Insecta, Diptera, Muscidae. Gene Ontology annotation, biological process: transmembrane transport. The coding region runs from base 351 to 2087 and encodes 578 amino acids. The transcript is spliced from 8 exons. The record is from RefSeq and is a predicted model, not a curated record. Gene Ontology annotation, molecular function: transmembrane transporter activity. Gene Ontology annotation, cellular component: membrane.